Messenger RNA from Condylostylus longicornis, 928 nucleotides. It is a transcript of the gene Rap1, whose product is annotated as ras-related protein Rap1. The transcript has 6 exons. NCBI's taxonomy places the organism in Eukaryota, Metazoa, Arthropoda, Insecta, Diptera, Dolichopodidae. Gene Ontology annotation, cellular component: plasma membrane. Gene Ontology annotation, molecular function: GTP binding; GDP binding; GTPase activity. The record is from RefSeq and is a predicted model, not a curated record. Bases 317 to 874 code for a protein of 185 amino acids. Gene Ontology annotation, biological process: Rap protein signal transduction; cellular response to cAMP; negative regulation of synaptic vesicle exocytosis.
GAAGAACAUUAAACAAAUUAUAUUGGAUUUUCAAAUAGAAAUUUUUGUAUAAAGUUUUUUUUAGUUAUAUAUUUAAAUAAGAUGUUUAAGUUUUAAAACAAAAAAUUGUAUAUUGUCAAAAAUCGAGAUCUUAAUUUACCUUUAAAAAUUUGUUAAAUUCAUGUCGAAUCAAUCAAAUAAGUAUACAUAAUAAUCUUGUAUGUUCAUAUUGUAACCUUUAAAAUACUAAAUUUGUUUUAAGUAUAAUUUUCAUAAAAAAUUUUACAUUACAAUUCAAUAAAAGCGAAAGUAAUUAUUUAGAACAAAAAAAAAGAAAAUGCGCGAGUAUAAAAUAGUUGUGUUAGGUUCCGGGGGCGUAGGCAAAUCGGCUUUAACAGUGCAGUUUGUCCAAGGAAUUUUCGUUGAGAAAUAUGAUCCGACGAUUGAAGAUUCUUACAGGAAGCAGGUUGAAGUAGACGGUCAACAAUGUAUGCUUGAAAUACUGGACACUGCUGGGACUGAACAAUUUACAGCAAUGCGAGACUUAUACAUGAAAAAUGGCCAAGGUUUUAUAUUAGUAUAUUCAAUAACGGCACAAUCAACAUUUAAUGAUUUACAGGACCUAAGAGAACAAAUUUUAAGGGUUAAAGAUACUGAUGCUGUGCCAAUGGUAUUAGUGGGAAACAAGUGUGAUCUGGAAGACGAAAGGGUCGUUGGAAAAGAAUUGGGCAAGAGUCUUGCUAGUCAAUUCAAUUGUGCGUUUAUGGAAACAUCUGCCAAAGCUAAAAUUAAUGUUUACGAUAUUUUCUACGAUCUAGUUCGACAAAUAAAUAAAACAUCACCCAAUGAAAAAAAGCAAAAAUCUAAGAAGAAAUCAUUAUGUGUAUUGCUUUAAAAGUAAAGCGUUAUUAAAAAAGUAUAAUGAAUACCUAUAAAUAAUGUAACACAU